Molecule: messenger RNA, 3481 nt
Organism: Emys orbicularis (European pond turtle)
Lineage: Eukaryota; Metazoa; Chordata; Testudines; Emydidae
Gene: RET
Product: ret proto-oncogene
Exons: 20
Coding region: 1-3372 (1123 amino acids)
Biological process (GO): cell surface receptor protein tyrosine kinase signaling pathway; positive regulation of kinase activity; multicellular organism development
Cellular component (GO): plasma membrane; axon; signaling receptor complex
Molecular function (GO): ATP binding; transmembrane receptor protein tyrosine kinase activity; calcium ion binding
Source: RefSeq, a predicted model, not a curated record
AUGUUAGCCUAUUGCUAUUCUGAAGAUGCUUUGGCAGCCUACUUCCCAUUUCUGCUGGGGCAUCAUGGGAAAAUGUCCAGUAAAAGUGGGUCCAGUUUUGGGCAAAAAGGGCUUUGCACCAAUAAAAUGGAUGAGGUAAUAUCUUUUAUUGGAACAACUUCUGUUGCUUCCUUUGGUCUCUACUUCCCUAGGAAAGAUUAUUCAGAGACUGUCUACAUUGAUCAGCCAGCGGGUACGCCGCUACUGCACAUCCGUGCCUUGAGGGAUUCACAUGGGGAGGUGGCCCACUUUCAGCUCUGCCAGCAGCUCUUUAUCUAUCGCGUUGGACCCUAUGAAAAUCAUUGGUUUCAAAUAAAAGAAAAAACCGGGAUUCUCUACCUCAAUAAGAGUCUGGAUAGAGGAGACUUCGAUAUCCUGUUUGGAAAAAAUUGGAUGUCAUUACCAAAGGUGACAUUUCAUGUCUACCUUUCACCCCAGCCCUUCCAAGGGAAGGAAUGUGAGACCCCCACUUCUGCCCUGGUGCAUCUCUCCAUCAUCAACGCCACUGUACCAACUUGCAAUGCUCUGAUGUCAAGGGAGCUUUGUUUCUCAGAAAUGGAUCUCUCCUUUCACAUCAAAGAGAAUAAACCACCUGGCACAUUUCAUCAACUUCAGUUACCCCCAAUACAUCACCUGUGCCAGAAUGUCAGCAUUUCCUACAAAUUACUAGCAGUUGAAGGGCUGCCUUUUCGCUACAAUGAGAACACCACAGGCGUAAGUGUUGUGCAGCGUUUGGAUCGGGAAGAAAGAGAGAGGUAUGAGCUGAUCGCCAAGUGUACAGUGAGAGAGGGCUCCAAGGAGAUGCAGGUCGAGGUGCCUUUCCUGGUCAAUGUGUUAGAUGAAGAUGACUCUGCCCCCUUCCUUCCCAAUGGCACUAGCAUGACGGAUGCUGUUGUGGAGUUCAACAGAAAAGAGGGAACUGUCCUAGCCACACUGACUGUGUGUGAUGCAGACACCACACCUAUUUUCCCCAUUGAAAGCAGCAGAAAGAAGUACACAGGCACCAUCAGUACAACUGAUCCAUGGAUUAGCGAAACAUUUCGGGUGGAUCACGUCUUCCACGAGAUCUAUUUCAGCCCCAAUGGCAGCCAAGUGAGGGGAACGCUGCAUGAAUACAAACUGAUGCUGAAUAAAAAUAUUUCAGUCACAGAGAACCGUUCCUUCCAGUUGGAUGUUUUGGUGAAUGACACAGAGUUUCAUGGCCCUGAAAGAUCUGUGAUGCUCCAUUUCAAUGUCUCCAUUCUUCCCGUCAGCAUUCAGUUCCCUAAUGUGACUUACCAGUUCACGGUGAACAGAAACGCUGAACGUUUUGCACAUAUAGGUAAAAUCUGCAUCGAAAACUGCAUGAAGUUCUGUGGAGUAAACAUCACCUACAGGUUGCUGUCUCCCAAUGCCAGCUGCUAUGCUGUAGGGAUACUUCAGGGCCGAGAGGACAAGUAUGGAAGCCUCUAUGUGAAUGACUCCUCUGUGCUACUCAGACCUGAAUGCAAAGAAAUUCAAUACACCAUUGUAGCCUCAGACAAGCAGAGUAAGAAGCAUGCCAAAACCCAGCUCACUAUUACGCUGGAAGGAACAAUUAUUAAGAAAGAAGAGGACUGCCCUGAAUCUUGCGCUGUUAAUAAGCACCGUGCUGAAUGUGAAGAGUGUGGUGGUGUAGGAGUGCUAACAGGAAAAUGCCAGUGGAGACAGGGAAGUGGAAAAGGAAUCACCACAAAUUAUUCUACCUGCACCCCAAGCAUCAGGACUUGUCCAGAUGGCACCUGUGACAUUAUAGAGAGCAAAGAUCCAGCGGUGUGCCCCCAAGAUUGCACAAAUGGAAACAUCAUUGGUGGUCAUGAGAGAGGCGCUCAUGGAAUUAAAUCAGGACAUGGGAUUUGUUACUGCUUCCCAAGACAAAACUGUUACUGUGAGAAAGAUGAUAUUAAAGAGCCGCUGUGUGAUGACGUGUGCAAGACUGUGAUUGCAGGGGCAGUUCUGCUCUCCUUCAUUAUCUCAGUGCUGCUCUCUUCUUAUUUCAUCCACCGUUACCACAAGAAUUCUCCAAAACCACCGAUUGCCUCAGCGGAGAUGACCUUUCGGCGCCCAGCCCAGUCCUACCCCAUCAGUUACUCUUCCACAAAUGUCCGUCGGCCAUCUCUGGACUCUGUGGAGAACCAGGUGCCUGUUGACACCUUUAAAAUACCUGAGGACCCCAAAUGGGAAUUCCCCCGGAAGAACCUGGUUCUAGGCAAGACACUAGGAGAAGGAGAAUUUGGAAAGGUCGUCAAGGCAACAGCGUUCAGACUCAAGGGGAAAGCAGGCUACACUACGGUGGCAGUGAAAAUGCUCAAAGAAAACGCUUCCCAGAGUGAGCUGCGAGAUCUGCUGUCAGAGUUCAACCUCUUGAAACAGGUCAACCACCCUCAUGUCAUCAAACUGUAUGGAGCGUGCAGUCAGGAUGGGCCUCUGUAUUUAAUUGUGGAAUAUGCGAAGUAUGGUUCCUUGCGCAGUUUUCUCAGGGAAAGUCGGAAAGUAGGACCUAGCUAUGUGGGCAGUGAUGCCAACAGAAAUUCAAGCUACUUGGACAACCCAGAUGAGAGAGCCUUAACAAUGGGAGAUCUGAUCUCAUUUGCAUGGCAGAUAUCUCGGGGGAUGCAGUACCUGGCAGAAAUGAAGCUUGUUCAUCGUGAUUUAGCAGCCAGAAAUGUAUUGGUGGCAGAAGGACGCAAAAUGAAGAUUUCUGAUUUUGGCUUGUCCCGAGAUGUUUAUGAAGAGGAUUCCUAUGUCAAGAGAAGCAAGGGUCGAAUACCUGUUAAAUGGAUGGCAAUAGAAUCCCUAUUUGAUCAUAUCUAUACAACACAAAGUGAUGUCUGGUCAUUUGGAGUUCUGCUAUGGGAGAUUGUAACCCUGGGAGGUAACCCUUAUCCUGGAAUUGCUCCUGAAAGACUCUUUAACCUCCUGAAAACUGGCUAUAGAAUGGAGAGACCUGAAAACUGCAGUGAAGAAAUGUAUAACUUGAUGCUGCGAUGCUGGAAACAGGAACCAGAUAAGAGGCCAACAUUUGCUGACAUCAGCAAAGAACUGGAGAAAAUGAUGGUGAAGAGUAGGGACUACUUAGAUCUUGCAGCUUCCACACCCUCUGACUCCUUACUUUAUGAUGACGGGCUCUCAGAAGAGGAGACACCACUCGUGGACUGCAUGUCAUACCCGAACUGGCCUGAGGAGAGCCCCGUUCCACUCACAAGAUUCGAUGGCACUAACUCUGUGUUUUCAAGAUAUGCAAAUGAUAGUGUAUAUGCUAACUGGAUGGUUUCACCCUCAGCGGCAAAAUUUAUGGACAAGUUUGAUAGUUAAAAAUUUCUUUGUGAAAGGUAAUGGACCCAUGAGGGGAGCAAACAUGCAAAGAAUGGAAAGUCCAUUGGCUUAUUCUUUGUACAAUUAAAACAGGUUAAACUAACAUUAA